GUGAAACCAUUUUGUGGAAAGUACAAAAACGUAAGCUCCAAUGAAACUGAUUACAAUCGGACUAGUGUUCACCCUGCUGGCUGUCGUUUUUGUAGACCAAACCAAUGCUGAUGUUUCAAAAUGGGAGGAAUGGUUGGUAUGCGCCCGAAUUGGUAGCAAAGCGAUUGGCAGUCUGGUCAGAGAGUCCAUCCCAGCUGCUCGCAAUUUGAUCAACUGUCUUGACUUUACUCGACCAGAUAAUUUGGGUGACGGUUAUCUACCAAGACUGAAGGUAUUCUAUGAAUUUCUUAAAAUUGGUGCCUUCAAAAAGUCCAACUGCCUGCUAGUGCCCAUGAAGGUUACCGUGAAGCUUCUUAGACCCUUUAUCUUUGCACUUGAGACCAAUAAUUGUCUUGUUGCGUAAAUAACCCUUUUGCUAAUAUUUAAAUAAAGUACAGCAAAACAUUCUUAA
Messenger RNA from Drosophila eugracilis, 451 nucleotides. It is a transcript of the gene Acp53Ea, whose product is annotated as accessory gland protein Acp53Ea. The coding region runs from base 41 to 403 and encodes 120 amino acids. NCBI's taxonomy places the organism in Eukaryota, Metazoa, Arthropoda, Insecta, Diptera, Drosophilidae. The transcript is spliced from 2 exons. The record is from RefSeq and is a predicted model, not a curated record.